Molecule: messenger RNA, 2278 nt
Organism: Eleginops maclovinus (Patagonian blennie)
Lineage: Eukaryota; Metazoa; Chordata; Actinopteri; Perciformes; Eleginopidae
Product: excitatory amino acid transporter 1-like
Biological process (GO): D-aspartate import across plasma membrane; L-aspartate import across plasma membrane; L-glutamate import across plasma membrane
Cellular component (GO): plasma membrane
Molecular function (GO): glutamate:sodium symporter activity; neutral L-amino acid transmembrane transporter activity; L-glutamate transmembrane transporter activity
Source: RefSeq, a predicted model, not a curated record
GGUUGAGCCGGAUGCUGUCAGGCCUCCCAUUGGAGAAGAUAUCCUAUAUAUUAAGGAUGCAGCGAUUCAGAGAAGGUAUCCACAUACGGACGAUGAAGGCCAAGAGGAAAGUGGAGGAAAUCUCCAAAGAGGACGUCCACGCUUUCCUCAAGAAGAAUGCCUUUGUGCUCUUCACAGUUGCAGCGGUUGUCGUAGGAAUCGUUCUGGGAUUCGCGCUCCGUCCGUAUAAGAUGACCUAUCGAGAAGUGAAGUACUUCUCUUUCCCCGGAGAGCUGUUGAUGAGAAUGCUCCAGAUGCUCGUCCUCCCCUUACUGGUCUCCAGUCUGAUAACAGGAAUGGCAGCUUUGGACAGCAAGGCGUCCGGGAAGAUGGGCAUGAGAGCCGUGAUUUACUACAUGACCACGACCUUCAUCGCGGUCUUCACUGGGAUCAUCAUCGUCCUCAUCAUCCACCCGGGGAAAGGAUCCAAAGCUGAGUGGAAGCAGCAGAAGAUCGAGCAAGUCAGUCCCGCUGACGCCUUCUUGGAUCUGAUCAGAAACAUGUUUCCUCCAAACCUGGUCCAGGCCUGCACCCAGCAGUUCAAAACCAAAUAUGGAAAGCGGGUGGUCCAUCUGACCGUGACGGUGAACGACAGCCUCUUCAACAACUCCACCAAUGACACCCAGGAGGUCAUGGAGAUCUCCGGGGAGGAAGUGAUCCCGGUGCCGGGCCAGGUGAACGGGGUCAAUGCUCUCGGGCUGGUGGUCUUCUCCAUGUGCUUUGGUCUGAUAAUUGGCAACAUGAAGGAGCAGGGCCAGCUCCUCCGGGACUUCUUCGACGCCCUCAACGAAGCCAUCAUGCGCCUGGUGGCCAUCAUCAUGUGGUACGCUCCUAUCGGCAUCCUGUUCCUGAUUGCAGGGAAGAUAGUGGAGAUGGACGACCUGACACAGAUGGGCGGCCAGCUGGGCAUGUACACCAUCACGGUUAUAAUCGGCCUAAUGAUCCACGGGGUUCUUAUUCUUCCCACUCUUUACUUCGUCAUCACCCGGCAAAACCCCUUCACCUUCAUCGCUGGCAUCCUGCAAGCUCUCGUGACCGCCCUGGGGACGUCCUCCAGUUCUGCAACCCUCCCUGUCACCUUCAAAUGUCUGGAGGAGAACAACAAGAUCGACAAGCGGAUCACCCGCUUCGUGCUGCCGGUGGGCGCCACCAUCAACAUGGACGGGACGGCUCUGUACGAGGCUCUGGCCGCCAUCUUUAUAGCCCAGGUCAACAACAUGGAGAUGAACUUCGGUCAGAUCAUCACCAUCAGUAUCACAGCCACGGCGGCCAGCAUCGGAGCGGCGGGCAUCCCUCAGGCGGGCUUGGUCACCAUGGUGAUCGUGCUGACCUCUGUCGGACUUCCUACCGAUGACAUCACUCUCAUCAUCGCGGUCGAUUGGUUCCUGGACCGGCUGCGUACCACCACCAAUGUUUUGGGGGACUCGAUCGGAGCCGGCAUCGUGGAGUUCCUGUCUCGACACGAGCUCCGCAGCAAGGACGUGGAGAUGGGGAACUCAGUGCUGGAGGAGAAGGAGAGGAAGAAACCCUACAAGCUCAUCUCCCAGGAUAGCGAUUUUGAAAAUGACAAACGUGCUCACAGUGAAUCCAACAUGUAGGUCGACCCUGGGUCUGUCUUAGGGGACAGAGACCUGGGUGUUGGAUGAUGUUUGAACCGUGACCUUGCAUUUCUUUACAAUCUAGUCCUUCAUCCGGUUCAUUUCUUAGAGUCCUCUUUCCUUUAAAAUUACGAUGUUUCAAAUAGGACUGGUAGAUUCUGUUUUGUAUGUUUAAUAUUUAACUUCAUAUAACAUGUAGUGAUUGAGGUGAAGGUAGGAUAAGUUACUGUACAUGCUCUGGGAAGGAUUUAAACACCUGGGCAUAGCUCAACUUAAAUUAAAAACCUAUCUAUCUUUAUCGUCCCAACAUUAGCCGGUCAAUAUUGUGGUUUUUAUUACAGGUUAUAACAAGAAUUUCAUGUUGCAGUGGCACAGGCUCACAGAUUCUUUCACGUGUGUGUGUGUGUGUGUGUGUGUGUGUGUGUGUGUGUGUGUGUGUGUGUGUGUGUGUGUGUGUGUGUGUGUGUGUGUGUGUGUGUGUGUGUGUGUGUGUGUGUGUGUGUGUGUGUGUGUGUGUGUGUGUGUGUGUGUGUGUGUGUGUGUGUGUGUGUGUGUGUGUGUGUGUGACUUGCUGAAUUUUUUUACCAACAUCGCUCAUUUUCUGUAGAUAUGACAGUGGGUGAUUAAUGCUCGUUAAAGCU